AUGCUCUCCGCAACCCCGGCGCGUCGGCGCACCUCUUUGGCCCAAAGCCGCCCUCCGCCGAGUGCACGCUCGCGAGCCACCCCGCGAGCCACCGACGCCGCAGAAGCGCCCGAACUACCACCCUACGAGGCCCCCGAGGCUCCUCUCACAGCGGACACCCACCGCCAGCUUCGCUCGCUCCUCCAAUCGCAAUAUCUCCGCGUCACCACGAGCAACCUCCAACACGCAGCCGAGAAACUCACCGACUCAGCCGGCGAAGUCAACGAGCGGCUUAGCGAUGCCCGACUACGAUACGAACGGCUGAAAGAGCGACGGCGCACGUCCGAAGAAGAUACCCAGGAACCAGACGGGGAUGAUGAUAAUGAGGAGUACCAGCGUCUUGCCGAGCAGGAGAGGCGAGUGGAUGCUGUGACAGGCCGGAUGGAGGAGAAGAUUCGCCAGCUCAUUGAUGGCGAGACGCAAUUGCAUGCACUGACAGAGAAAUUGGCGGAAAUUGAUCGAGAGGAAGGAGAUGCACAGAAUGCUGCGCUGGGCGCGCGACAAACUCGGGGUCCGCGACGCCUGCGACGGCGGGGCGACGAGGAUGAGGAUGAGGAUGGGGAAGACGAAGAAGACGAGGAUUAUGAGGCUACGCCCGUGCGAGAAUUUCGAGAGCGCAACGCGCAGAAUCCUCCUAGCCGGAGACUGGACGACUCGCUGGUCGAGGGGCAAGAUCAGUGGAAGGAGCUGUCGUUGACGGAGAGGUAUGCCGGACACAACACCUACAUCGGAUUCUACCGCAUCGUGCAUGACUCCAAGUUCCCGGGCGACGAGGUCCCGCCCCUCCCCCUCUCUACUACGUGGUUCUCGCAUCUAGAAGACCAUGUCGCCUCUGGCAGCCCGUCAAACCGCCGCACUCGUACCCGCACCCACACCCAGCGGCAACCCUCACCUGCGGACUCGGAUGACAUCGCGAUUGAGCGCGAGCGCAUCUCGCUCCACUGCCCGGUCACCCUGCUGCGGUUCCGCGACCCGGUCACCAGCACCAAAUGCCCGCACAGCUUUGAGCGCGACGCCAUCAUGGACAUGAUCGCACGCUCUCGACCCAUGCCCGGUGGUCCGCGCCGUGCGAAGGCUGUCAAGUGCCCUGUCUGCUCGAUCCUACUGACCGCGGACGACCUGCCCCGCGACGCGGCUCUGCUGCGGCGGGUGCGGCGGGCGGAGGAGCUGGAGGCGCGGCGGGCGGAGGAUGGGGAACUGGAGGAUGAUGGGCAGCGGCAAGGAGACCGGGUAACGCUGGCGAGCGACGCUUUGGAUGCUGAUGAGGAUGCGAUGGAUGUGGAUGUGCCGACUGAGAGGCCGAUUAAGUCGGAGCCGGUGCGGGUUAAGGCGGAGCGGAGGCAGACUAUGGAGCUAGGGAGUGAUGAGGAUGAGGAUGAGGAUGAGGAAGAGGAGGAAGAGGAGGAGGAGGAUAGCGAGUAA
Messenger RNA from Penicillium canariense, 1461 nucleotides. RefSeq names its product SUMO ligase MMS21. Gene Ontology annotation, molecular function: SUMO ligase activity; zinc ion binding. NCBI's taxonomy places the organism in Eukaryota, Fungi, Ascomycota, Eurotiomycetes, Eurotiales, Aspergillaceae. The transcript is spliced from 2 exons. Bases 1 to 1461 code for a protein of 486 amino acids. The record is from RefSeq and is a predicted model, not a curated record. Gene Ontology annotation, biological process: protein sumoylation; double-strand break repair via homologous recombination. Gene Ontology annotation, cellular component: Smc5-Smc6 complex; nucleus.